Microthlaspi erraticum is the source of this 1689-nucleotide messenger RNA. NCBI's taxonomy places the organism in Eukaryota, Viridiplantae, Streptophyta, Magnoliopsida, Brassicales, Brassicaceae. The record is from the annotation of a GenBank genome assembly.
AUGAGAAGGAUACUGGAAAUCCAUAAUGAAGGGGGAGGAGGCAAAUACUUAGGUGUCCCGGAGCAAUUUGGGAGAAAAAAAACAGAGAUGUUUCAGUAUAUUGUCGACAAAGUUAAAGAGCGAACUCAGGGUUGGCACAAAAGCUUUUUGUCUACUGGGGGUAAAGAGGUUCUACUUAAGUCGGUCGCCAUUGCAUUACCGGUGUAUUCGAUGAAUGUUUUCAAGUUACCAACAGGAAUGUGUGAAGAAAUAAAUAGUGUGUUGGCUAAGUUCUGGUGGAAUACGAAUGAAGAGAGAAAAGGAAUGCAUUGGUUUAAGUGGAAGCCGCUAUGCUUCCCGAAAAAAGAAGGUGGAAUUGGCUUUAGAGAUAUUGAAAGCUUUAACUUGGCACUCUUGGGGAAAACAAGCAUGGAGAUUGUUGCAGAAUUCAGAAUGUCUUAUGGCUCGUGUGAUGAGAGACGGCUCUAUCGAGAAAACAGCGCCCAAACCGCGCAGUCCGGCUGGCCGAGAAACUAUUGUUUCGCGCUCGGCCAAAGUCACAUCCGUCCGACUGAAGUCUCGACUGAAGAGGUAGAAGGAAUAUUGUUUGCUUGUCAUAGCUCUAGCUAUGCAGGGCACUUUGCCACUUACAAGACAGUAUCCAAAGUCCUACAAGCUGGAUUUUGGUGGCCAACAAUGUUUAAGGAUGCUCAUGCAUUCAUAUCAAGAUGUGAUGCUUGCCAAAGAAUGGGAAAUAUAAGCAAGAGGAAUGAGAUGCCACAGAACUUUAUACUAGAAGUUGAAGUUUUUGAUGUUUGGGGCAUUGACUUUAUGGGACCUUUUCCAACCUCUUUUGGUGACCAAUACAUUCUAGUGGCAGUUGAUUAUGUCUCCAAAUGGGUGGAAGCCAUUGCCAGCCCUACUAAUGACGCACAAGUGGUCAUCAAGAUGUUUAAAUCCAUCAUUUUUCCAAGGUUUGGAGUGCCUAGGAUAGUCAUAAGUGAUGGAGGUUCACAUUUCAUCAACAGAAUCUUUGCCAACCUUUUGAAGAAGCAUGGAGUCACUCACAAAGUUGCCUCUCCUUACCACCCUCAAACUAGUGGACAAGUUGAGAUCUCAAACAGAGAACUCAAGAGCAUACUUCAGAAGACAACAGGCAAGACAAGAAAGGAUUGGAGUGCCAAACUAGAUGAUGCUCUAUGGGCAUACCGCACUGCCUUCAAAACACCACUUGGUACCACCCCCUUUCAUCUUGUUUAUGGUAAAGCAUGUCAUUUACCAGUGGAGCUUGAGUACAAAGCAGCUUGGGCUAUUAAGGAGUUGAACUUCAACCUAAAGACAGCAGGAGAAAGAAGAUUGAUUCAGCUGAAUGAGCUUGAUGAGAUUAGGCAUCUAGCUUAUGAGAAUUCAAAGAUCUAUAAGGAGAGAACCAAAGCUUUCCAUGACCGCAAGAUCAUCCCAAAGAACUUCGCGCCAAACGACCAAGUUCUACUAUUCAACUCAAGGUUGAAACUCUUUCCAGGAAAGCUUCGCUCAAGAUGGUCAGGACCAUUCAGGAUUAAAGAAGUUCGCCCCUAUGGAGCAGUGGUACUAUGGGAUCCAAUGGGAGGAGACUUUACAGUCAAUGGACAAAGGUUAAAACCUUACCUAGCCUCCACCACCAUACCACAGGAGACCACACUAGCUCUUGGCGAUCCACCAGAUCCUUAA